ACCUGGAGCCCGCGCAUCCGGGCAAGGGGUGAUGACGUCGUCCCUCCAGCGCGAUGGCGCCGCGGCGGCGGAGAUCAGGCUGUGGAAGGCGAGUGCUAAAUGAAACCAAGAAAGUUAAUAAUGGCAACAAAACAGCCGAAGACUCUCCUCCUCCUGGCAAGAAAUCGCGCACAUGCCAGAGAAAGGGGCCUACAGCUGGAGGGAAGGGCGCAGACAAGACAAAAGGUAAACAAGACUCUGUGAAGACCUUGCUGUUAAAGGGCAAAGCUCCUGUGGACCCCGAGUGUACAGCCAAGGUGGGAAAGGCUCAUGUGUAUUGUGAAGGAGAUGAUGUCUAUGAUGUCAUGCUAAAUCAAACCAAUCUCCAGUUCAACAACAACAAGUACUACCUUAUUCAGCUGUUAGAAGAUGACGCCCAGAAGAACUUCAGUGUUUGGAUGAGGUGGGGCCGAGUUGGGAAAACGGGGCAGCACAGCCUGGUGGCUUGUUCCGGUGACCUCAACAAAGCAAAAGAAAUAUUUCAGAAAAAAUUCCUUGACAAAACUAAAAACAAUUGGGAGGAUCGUGAGAACUUUGAGAAAGUACCUGGAAAAUACGACUUGUUACAGGUGGACUAUGCGGCCAGCACACAGGAUGAGAGUAAAACAAAACAGGAGGAAACUUUGAAGCCCGAGUCUCAGCUGGAUCUUCGAGUCCAGGAGCUGCUAAAGUUGAUCUGUAACGUGCAGACCAUGGAAGAGAUGAUGAUUGAGAUGAAGUACGACACCAAGAGAGCCCCGCUUGGAAAGCUGACAGCGGCGCAGAUCAAGGCAGGUUACCAGUCUCUCAAGAAGAUUGAGGAUUGUAUCCGUGCCGGCCAGCAUGGGCGAGCGCUUGUUGAAGCGUGCAAUGAGUUCUACACCAGGAUCCCUCAUGACUUUGGACUCUCCGUCCCUCCAGUGAUCCGCACAGAGAAGGAACUGUCAGACAAAGUAAAACUGCUAGAGGCAUUGGGAGACAUUGAAAUUGCCCUUAAACUGGUGAAGUCAGAGCGCCCAGGCCUGGAACACCCGCUGGACCAACACUAUAAAAGCCUACACUGUGCUCUGCGUCCUCUGGACCAUGGAAGUAACGAGUUUAAAGUGAUUUCUCAGUACCUGCAGUCUACCCAUGCUCCUACACACAAGGACUAUACUAUGACCUUGCUGGAUGUAUUCGAAGUAGAGAAGGAAGGGGAGAAAGAGGCCUUCAGAAAGGACCUUCCCAACAGGAUGCUGCUCUGGCAUGGAUCCAGACUGAGUAACUGGGUGGGGAUCCUGAGCCAUGGGCUCAGAGUUGCCCCACCGGAGGCUCCCAUCACAGGUUAUAUGUUUGGGAAAGGAAUCUACUUUGCUGACAUGUCCUCCAAGAGUGCCAAUUACUGCUUUGCCUCUCGCCUAAAGAAUACAGGGUUGCUUCUUCUGUCAGAGGUAGCUCUAGGUCAGUGUAACGAACUCCUGGAGGCCAAUCCCAAGGCCGAAGAAUUGCUUCAGGGCAAGCACAGCACCAAGGGAAUGGGAAAGAUGGCUCCCAGCCCUGCCCACUUUGUCACCCUGAAUGGGAGUACAGUGCCCUUAGGACCAGCAAGUGACACAGGAAUUCUCAAUCCAGAGGGGUACACCCUCAACUACAAUGAGUUUAUUGUUUAUAACCCCAAUCAGGUCCACAUGCGAUACCUUCUAAAGAUUCAAUUUAACUUUCUGCAGCUGUGGUGAAUGUUGAUCAAACAAGCCAGAGAGAAUAUAAUCUUCAAACAAAAACCACACAAUAGUAUGUUCUUGAACUUUUUGAUAUUUUGUUUAAUAAAAUGGUAUAAAUCUA
Messenger RNA from Apodemus sylvaticus (European woodmouse), 1839 nucleotides. RefSeq names its product poly(ADP-ribose) polymerase 2 (gene Parp2). Lineage: Eukaryota; Metazoa; Chordata; Mammalia; Rodentia; Muridae. The transcript has 16 exons. Gene Ontology annotation, molecular function: NAD+ poly-ADP-ribosyltransferase activity. The coding region runs from base 54 to 1733 and encodes 559 amino acids. The record is from RefSeq and is a predicted model, not a curated record.